CUGAAAUAUUCUAAGAGAAAAGGAAAUCACAUUCUUGGAGAACUUAUUGAACCCCAGAUCUCCCCGCACAUUGUUUGUGAGUAAGGGAAGGCCGCCGAUAACCGCCUUUGACAGGGAUCAUGCCUGUCUCUGUCCUCUCGGCUUAGAAGUUUUUGAUAAUGGCCUUUUCGAGCUUGAGUGAACCGACACUGGGACCGUGACAAACAAGAUGAUCACCACUCGGACACCUGCCCAGAUCUUGAGGAGUGGGGUCGGCGUUGAUUCAGCAGCUUGUCUGCUAUGUCAAUGGCGGUCAUUCAACUCUUCGUAUCGCCUAUUGGCUGAUAAAGAAGCUUCUAAGUCCUCACCACCAGAAAGCAAAGCUACACCCAAGGAAGUUCCAGACCCACCACCAAAACCACCAUCCCCUCUCGCAGAUGCACCAAGAUCCUACGGUAAAGCCGUAGAGGAGUUCACACCCAAACCUCUCAGUCGACCAAUUGGUCUUCCAAGACCACCGCGAUCAGGAGAGAAUGCUGGAGUAGACACCCGAUCAUGGAGACAGAGACGAGAUGACUUUGUGGAUUACGAAAAACACAUUGUUCGGAGAAAAGAGCUGACUAAGAAGAUCUCCGCACCCUACUUUCGAGAUUUCUCAAAUAUGCGCCAUCAUAAAGGGAAAUCCUUCCUAGCACCUCCUAGACUAUUCAAAGCAGAUAAAGCGUUGUAUUUCCCGAAUUUCCAGGGACAGACAUUGUUGAAAGAUAAGACACCCAAGGAUACAACACCGUUAUUUGAGGAUAAGGUGUCCGUUGUUAGUGUGUUCAGCAGUCAAUGGGCGGAGAACCAAGCAGCUACUUUUGCUUCGGAAAAGCAGAAUCCGGAAUUGCAUGAGCUGGUCAAGAGUAGUGAUGGGAUGGCACAGUUGGUGCAGAUCAAUGUGGAGGAAAAUGCUUUGAAAGCUUGGAUUGUUAGGAUGUUUAUGGGGAGUUUGAGGAAGAGGCUUGGAGAAGAUAACUGGAAUCGAUAUUUCCUAGUUCGGAGGGGGAUUACAGAUGAGAUUCGAGACAAUAUCGGACUACUGAAUAGCAAGGUCGGGUAUACGUAUUUGUUGGAUGGAGAGUGUAGGAUCAGAUGGGCUGGCAGUGGUCCAAGCGAGGGGGAUGAAAAGGAGAGUCUGGUCAAGGGAGCCAGGCGACUGGUUGAUGAAUUAAGGGCUAGGAGGAAGUUGAGACCCCUUUCAACACCAAAGGAGGCAGUGAAGCCUGGAAAUGUCGAAAAGACCGCCGCAAUGGCUGCAUGAUAUUGAGGAUAUACCCAUACUUGUACAACAUAAUCUGGCUAACCAGCCACCUUAAACGCCCGCUCAAUGCAAUAUUCGUGCCCUUCCU
Molecule: messenger RNA, 1370 nt
Organism: Mollisia scopiformis
Lineage: Eukaryota; Fungi; Ascomycota; Leotiomycetes; Helotiales; Mollisiaceae
Exons: 2
Coding region: 209-1282 (357 amino acids)
Biological process (GO): mitochondrial proton-transporting ATP synthase complex assembly
Cellular component (GO): mitochondrial inner membrane
Source: RefSeq, a predicted model, not a curated record